This is a messenger RNA of Paramisgurnus dabryanus, 4032 nucleotides long. RefSeq lists its product as uncharacterized. The record is from RefSeq and is a predicted model, not a curated record. NCBI's taxonomy places the organism in Eukaryota, Metazoa, Chordata, Actinopteri, Cypriniformes, Cobitidae.
AAAUGCCCAGACUACUGAUCUGCCAAUUUUAUACGCCCGGAGCGUCAUUUUGCGCAUGUGUCUCCUGUCUGUUGUUUAAAUUUGUUACAGACCGCUCAAACCCAGGGGGUGGGGAAAAGUGUAACAUUUUCGGAAUAAAUCUCUGGGCUGAUGAUUACAUACUGCACAUGUGUGCCCGGUGACCCUUUGCGCAGCAGGAGGACGCAUCUGUUGAGCACCGAUGACCAAACGACCUCACACACCCACAUUUAUGUGUGGAAUCCAAAGUUCAACAUAUCACUGGAACACUAAAAAAACACGACAAAACCAACCUCAUCUUACAGUAAAAUGCUAAAACUAAAUGAGAAAAAAAUGAGACAAUGUAACAAAACCAGCCAAGCUGUUUCAAAUGUUACCACAUAAGACCACACCACUGAAAACUAAAAAUAGACUGUUAUUUUUUUUAACAACAUUGUGUUUUCUUAAGAAAUAGUAUUAUUUUAUAGAUUUUUAAUAGGUCAGUACUUAAGUUAACCAAUUACCUCAACACAAGCCUUCAAAUAGACAUCAUCUUUAGUCACAUAAUCACACAUACUGAUGCUGACCACCAUGACGUACCGCAUGCCAAACUUCACCUUGGAACAGAAGCUGUUCCUGCUACAAAGGAUCCAUGCGGUGGUGGACACAGUUCAGGACUUUCGGAAAGACACCAACACCACUGUGCAUAGAAACGCUGUGUGGGCAGAGCUGGCUCAAUCCUUCAAUGCAGCGUUCCCUAGUCGACCCCCCAGUAGCAUUGGGUCUCUGAAGACACUGUGGAAGCGACUGAAGGUGGAAUGCCGCGUGGCUCUACAGAAACGACAGGAACAGCAGGCUGCUGGGCUACCCGUGUCUCCACUUACACAGUUGCAGAGAGAAGUUAUUACACUGAUACCAAACCUGAUAUCCAGUCUCGAAGAGGUAGAUGGAGAUGGCAGCUUUGCUUCGGUUAGGAGUGGAUCACCUGGAGUAGUGUCGGGGAUCUCGGGCACUAAUGGAAGUGAACACGAAAAUGCUGAGCAAAGUCAAAAUAGUGAUGUGGACAGCAAGGAGAAUUUAGCCAUCGACCUUGGCCUGGCCUUAUCUACACGUACACGAAUCAACUCUGGGAUUCCCCCUGGCCCUGCCUCCUCCCCACCCCCUAUGCGGAUCCGGUCACAUUCCAUCACUUCCAGGUCCAGUCACCAUAAUCUCUUUUAUCCUGGUCAUGCAGGAAGCAUCUCGGGCCAAGCAUCAGGGACCCAUGUCUUAAAUUCUGACACCGUACACAGAGAUUCUGCAGUCCCGCCUGCUGCAGGAUCAGCUGAGAAUUCAUUAACGGUGACAGAUUCUUAUAACACAAAAUGGGAGACACGUCGACAGGAACUGUUCGAACUGGAGCAUCAGCAGACAAUGAGCCUGUUGCUUCUGCAACAGUGUGUGUGGGAGGAGAAGAGGAAAGCUGUGAGACAGAAAGAGAAAGCCGCACGGGCCAAGAAGAGAUAUUAUCGAGCCAAACUACAGAAGAUUGGUGCAGAGGUUCCACUCUCCAGCAGUGAAAGUGAGGACCUAGACUUUCCACAUUUAUGAACUCAGAUGUUUGUCACAUCUCUUAGCUCUGUUAACUUUCUUUUGGAAAGGCUUUUUUAGUCAACUGUUGUUGUUGUUUAUUACCAAAACAAUUAUUUUGUCAUUUUGUUUCGUAAUGUACCAUAAAACACUUUGUUUAAAGGAAUAUUCCAUUUUCUUAAAAGAAAAAUCCAGAUAAUUUACUCACCACCAUGUCAUCCAAAAUGUUGAUGUCUUUCUUUGUUCAGUCGAGAAGAAAUUAUGUUUUUUGAGGAAAACAUUGCAGGAUUUUUCUCAUUUUAAUGGACUUUAAUGGACACCAACACUUAACACUUAACUCAACACGUAACAGUUUUUUUCAACGGGGUUUCAAAGGACUGUAAACGAUCCCAAACGAGGCAUAAGGGUCUUAUCUAGCAAAACGAUUGUCAUUUUUGAACAAAGCACAACUUCUCAUCUAGAUCCGGUCCAGAGCGACCUUAUGUAAAUGCGUAGGGAGGUCACGUGUUACAUAUAUAAAACGCACAUUUGCGGACCAUUGUAAACAAUAAAGUGACACAAAGACAUUAAUUAGUAUCAGUUGACAUACAACAACGUAGGAACGGUCCUCUUUCUCAACACUAGUAAACACUGGGGCGGAGUUUCGCUUUCGCCCUCUGUGACCUCUUGACGUCAUUACGUAUUGCGUGGGGUCACGCUGGCGCAUCACGACCGGAUCUAGACGAGAAGUUGUGCUUUAAAAGUGUAUAUUUGUUAUUUUUCAGCUCGCCUAGAAUUAAACAUUUGAUUUUUACCGUUUUGAUUAGAUUUGGCUGAUCUCCGGGUCUGGCGGUACCACUUUAAGCAUAGCAGUUUAGCAUAAUCCAUUAAAUCUGAUUAGACCAUUUAGCAUCGCGCUCAAAUAUAACCAAAGAGUUUCAAAAUUUUUCCAUUUAAAACUCGACUCUUCUGUAGUGCCCAAAAAUAGUCCCCUGCUAUUGAAAGUUACCAAGGAGACUAUUUUCGGGCACUGUGUAAUAUCAUUGCGCCUGCUUCUAGUCCUUGAUUAUUAUGCCAGAAUGAGAGUAUAGUUUCUAGCCAUAUCGGCCUAGAAAAUCGCAACAAAUUUUCGGUCCUAGUACACGCUGUAACUACAGUAGAGGCAAGUUUUAAAUAAGAAAAAUAUCUAAAAUCUUUGGUCAUUUUUGAGCGCAAUGCUAAUGGUCUAAUCAGAUUCAAUGGAUUGUGCUAAGCUAUGCUAAAAGUGGUACCGCCAGACCCGGAGAUCAGCUGAUUGAAUUCCAAAAUGGUAGAAAUCAAAUGUUUAACUAGGGGAGCUGGAAAAUAAGCAUAUUUUCAAAAAAAGUGAGUGUCCCUUUGAGUUAACAGUUUGCCAGUAGCAUAGGAAGCAUUACAAAAAUUAUUCUUAAUGGGGUUGUUUUCCAGAUAGGGCUUAAGUCUAGUCCAAUUUUAACAUAUAUCAGUGCCAUUGUUUUGUCUCAAGAUGCACACCAGUAAUUUUUUGUAAAGUUUGUUUGUAAAAGCAACUUAAAUGUCGUAAUAUAAUGUAAGGCCUAGUCCUGAAUAAACCUAUGCCCUGUCCGGGAAAGCGCCCUAAUAUCUUAGAUUAAAUAAUUAAAGUUUAAGGAUGUUUAAAUAUUUUUACUGGAAAACUAAACAAAAAGAAAAACAUAGAAGAAUAAUACCCAGAAAAUUAUUGUUCCACUGUGUGAAGGGAAUCAGGUUCUCCUAAACCCAUCAGAGGUCUCAUCUCUUGUUAUCCUCCCUGUCAUCAGCACUAAUGCUCAGACAGUCAGGCCACAGUUGCAAUAAGGAUUUGAAAUCAGGGGAGAACAAUUUAAGAGAUCUGUAAUACUUCCGAGAAUAUUAUUUAAUGCUUGUUUCAGGAUCAUACCAAAGAUGGAUUGUGGUCCUCUGAGGCACCAGAGACAGUACCCUCUUAAAAGAUAUUGCUUAUUUUUAAUUUUUUUAAUAAAAUUAUAUCGUAAAUAUGAAGAAUAUAGUUUAAAUUGCAAGUAAAUUACCAGAAAUUGAAUUGCAUUCAUGAGAAUGAUCUUACCAUGUGUGUCAAACAUGUUAAUCCUAAGGAGGGGCCAAGCAAGGUCCAUAAUCUGUCUCUGGAUCAUAUGUGUCUUGAGGGCAAUUACAUCAGGACCCUUCCUCUUAGAUUCAAUAUACUGUUCAUUUAUUUAUACUAUGCAGAUUUUUCAGGUGAAAAGGUGCUUCUCAUUGACUUUCUGACUGUAUAUUUAGGCUCAGUGAUUUUCAUUCACUCAUCUUAAUAAAUGUAAAAUCUUGCAUCAUUUACUCACCUUCAUCCCUUUUCAAACCUGUGUUCAAAGUCAUACAGGUUUGUUAUUACAUGAGAGUGAGUAAAAAUAUUUAUUUUGAGCAAAAUUAUCUUUUAAGAAAUGUUAGACUAGUCUGGAUAUAGGAUUGUGUACUGCAGAUCACAUAAACAAAAUG